Molecule: messenger RNA, 758 nt
Organism: Beta vulgaris subsp. vulgaris (sugar beet)
Lineage: Eukaryota; Viridiplantae; Streptophyta; Magnoliopsida; Caryophyllales; Amaranthaceae
Exons: 1
Coding region: 165-758 (197 amino acids)
Source: RefSeq, a predicted model, not a curated record
UUAAAACACCAUACACAUCUCCUUACACCCCUAAGAGUGGCGGAUUGAAAGUAGUUGAUAAAGGGAAGGGAAUAGUGAAUGAAACCUCAAAAAAAUCAGAUGUAAAAUGCUUUAAGUGUCAUGGUUAUGGUCAUUAUCAAGCUCAAUGUCCUAAUAAAAGAGUAAUGACUUUAAUUGACAUUAAAAACAUUGAAGAAUCACUUGAACAGGAGGAAAACCAAGAAGAGGAACAUGAAGAGGAGGCCGAAAGUGAUGAAGCUUUGGAGGUUGGAGAGGUGACUCAAGGUGAUCAUUUAAGCCUUGUUUUAAGAAGAGUUCUUCAUGCCAAAGAAGCUGAAUUGGUUCCUUCUCAAAGGGAUCAAAUCUUUCAAACAAAAUGCUUGAUUGGAGGGAAGAUAUGUUCGAUGAUCAUUGAUGGAGGGAGCUGCACCAAUGUUGCUUCAUCUUCUAUGGUGGACAAGCUCAAUCAUGCUACUUUCUCACAUCCAAAACCAUAUAAGCUUCAUUGGCUUAAUGAUGGCAAUUGUGUGGAGGUAACAAAACAAGCUUUAAUUAGCUUUUCUUUUGGUGAUUCUUAUAAAGAUGAAGUUUUAUGUGAUGUAUUACCUAUGGAUGCAUGUCAUGUACUCUUAGGUAGACCUUGGCAAUCUGAUAAAGAAACCUUGCAUAAUGGUAGGACUAAUACUUACACUUUCAUGCAUAACAAGAAGAAAAUUGUACUUAGUCCUAGCCCAUGGCCGAAUCAUCUUAAAGCCUAA